This is a messenger RNA of Anolis sagrei ordinatus, 2862 nucleotides long. It is a transcript of the gene GJA5, whose product is annotated as gap junction protein alpha 5. The record is from RefSeq and is a predicted model, not a curated record. Gene Ontology annotation, molecular function: gap junction channel activity involved in atrial cardiac muscle cell-AV node cell electrical coupling. Gene Ontology annotation, biological process: heart development; atrial cardiac muscle cell to AV node cell communication by electrical coupling; cell-cell signaling. Gene Ontology annotation, cellular component: connexin complex. NCBI's taxonomy places the organism in Eukaryota, Metazoa, Chordata, Lepidosauria, Squamata, Anolidae.
GUUAAUAAGAUAUAUAUAUCUCACAAGAAUUAAACUUUGAUUGGUUGAGUUUUCCAGAAGUUGCGAGGAACAGCCUGCCUCUGCCCCACCCAUCCUCCACCAUCCCUUACUCUUCUUGACUGAAGAAAACUCAGAGGGCACUGGCUAAGCAAAGGGCAUCCCAGCCUCACACAUCCAGCGAAGGCUAGAUAGCGUUCUUUCGUUGAAAGUGGAUUUGAUGAACAGUGCUUGUCUCCUGACACUUGAAAAGAUCAGUGCUAAAAAGUAGCAUGCCUGCAGGGACAAGUUGGAAAAACAGACCAUGGAGAAAGGCUGAGAAUGGAGGAGGGAAAUCUCCAGAAUGACUACUUUUCCAAAAAAUAAAAAUAAAAGUGAUGAGGGCAGGGGUGAGAAAAGAGUGUGUGACACACUGUAUGUGAAGGACAGGAGGGAAGAGAAAAGCAGAAAGAUGGAAGAUGAAAAGAAGUACAAGGUAGAAAGAAGCACAGAAUAGAAAGUGCUCAGGCUCCUUACGAACACGCCGGAGCAACUCCAAGAAAGAAGAGAUUCACACUCCACUCUCCCAAUUGAGUAAAAAUGGGUGAUUGGAGCUUUUUAGGAGAAUUCCUGGAGGAAGUCCAUAAGCAUUCUACUGUGGUGGGGAAAGUCUGGCUGACUGUGCUCUUCAUCUUCCGGAUGCUUGUCCUGGGCACAGCUGCGGAGUCCUCCUGGGGUGACGAACAGUCGGACUUCAUGUGCGACAGCCGGCAGCCUGGUUGUGAGAAUGUCUGCUAUGACAAAGCUUUCCCCAUCUCCCACGUCAGGUAUUGGGUCCUUCAGAUUAUCUUUGUCUCCACCCCUUCCCUGCUGUACAUGGGACAUGCGAUGCACACAGUGCGCAUGGAGGAGAAGAGGAAACUUAAAGAAGCCAAGGAAGGUUCAAAGGCAAUCCAGAGCAAGGGUGAUGUUUUCCAUCAACAGGAGUAUCCACCGCCAGAGAAGGGCGAGCUGUCCUGCUGGGAUGAUUCAAAUGGGAGAAUCAUUCUGCAAGGCACUUUGCUGAACACCUAUGUCUGUAGCAUCUUAAUCCGUACUGGUAUGGAAGUAGCCUUCAUUGUGGGGCAGUACAUGCUGUAUGGAAUCUUCCUUGAAACCCUCUAUGUAUGUAAUCGGCAACCAUGCCCUCACCCAGUCAACUGCUAUGUUUCUCGGCCGACAGAGAAGAACAUCUUUAUUGUUUUCAUGCUUGCCGUGGCAGCACUCUCUCUUUUCUUAAGCCUGGCUGAACUGUAUCAUUUGGCAUGGAAAAAGGUCAAGCAGAGGUUCUCCCGCUCUUCCAAGAACAGCCCUAGAUCAAAUACUGGGAUACUGGAGGCAGAGAUCCAAGGAAAAAAACCGGCACAGAGCUGCACCCCUCCUCCAGAUUUUAACCAGUGUUUGGCCAACCCUGGUGGAAAGUAUAUCAGCCCGUUCAGCAACAAAAUGGCUUCCCAGCAGAACACAGCCAAUUUUGCAACAGAGAGGGUUCACAGCCAAGAUGAUAUCAUUGGGGAAGUCCCAUUUAUCCAAGUGAACUAUACACAGAACCCUGAGGCCAGGAAUAAUUCUGCACCCGGCUUGCUCUCAAAUGGCUACCUGCCUGACAAACGCAGGCUUAGUAAAACCAGCCACGCCAGCAGUAAGGCUAGAUCCGAUGACCUGUCUGUGUGAACUGCUUUUAAUGGGAGCAAGAGAAGAUGCCAAAUACCUGCAGUUGAGCUUUUGAUCUUUUGCCAAUCUGAGCUCCAUUCAGCCAUCUACUCUAACUCAUUUUUAAGGGAAUGGUAUUACUAUCCUGAAAUACUAAGAAUACUAUGAAAAGCUUAUUUUAAAGCUUGUGUCAUGCUGUGAGUUCAAUAUUGUUCAGAGAGAAGACCAAUCAAUUUCAAUAUUAAUUCAGCUAAUGUAUGGCAGUCUGAUUCACAUCGCAACACUGCAUAUUUAAACUGAUAUUAUGAUUUCUCCAAAGGACCUUGGGGUUUGUAGUUUUAUGACAGAGCGGGCAAGCCUAUAAUCCCAAACUUUCAUCAACUGAAAUUCCCAUUAAUUUUUGAACUUUUACAGUGCUUUCAUUUGGUACUGGUUCAAACUGGGAUUCUUGAGAAAUUCUCAAUGACAACUUUACAAACCAUAACUCUUUGUUGCUUAAUAGGGAGGUGUCAUUGAUACUUUAGCAAUGAGGCUGGUUCUCAUUUAACUUUCUGGUGUGAUGUUAACAAGAUGUACUUUGGCUACUCUUCUUUUGGAAUUUUUUUCAUCUUUUUUAAGAACCCCAGGGGACACCUUUCUCCUUCCUAUAACAACAAACUCAACUUGCCUUGCCUUCUCCUCAUCUCUUUGUUGGAUCCUACAUACUACCACAUACAAGCAUGUCAUACUUAUUCCAAGUACAUGUGCAAUGAUUUUUACUUGAAUUUUUGAAAUAUAUUUGUCUAUCUGUCUGUAACUACUUUAAAAUUCUGAAUAAUUUUAUAGUACUAGUGAAACACUGGCUCAAUAAGAUGACAACUGAAAGUAUUUUAAUUAAAAGGUUUCAAACAACAUAUUCAGUCAGUUGAAGCAAUGGUCUAAAUCCAGUGUAACAUUAGCAGAUGAAAACAUGUUACUGGAUUUCAAUUGGUUUUUCCAUUUCUGUAAGUACUACGUAUUAGCAAAUUUGUUCUUGUGGUUCAUGUUUACAAUAAGUUAGACGGUUGAGUGUACUAACCAAUCAUGCAACUGAAAACUGCAUGGAGUUGGUCCCUUGCACACUGUUCACAACCAGGUAUCCACAAGUGCAACUUCGUCCAUACCAAUGGAACAGAACUAUGGGAUACUGGCCAGAAUUUCUAGUAAUAUUCUCAG